CUUCUAGUGCGAGUGUGUGCUGGUCAUUCUGAGCUCAAGCAAGUGAUAAAAGGGGAAACGCAAAAAGCUAAUUUCACAAGAGUCCCUUUUCCCCCUUUGCGUGAAUUGGGUGCAUAUGAUCACAGAAAAGCUGUGAUUAAAUGUGUUUCUGGUUUGAGCAUUUGCUUAUUUGCCACAUAUAUUCAAACUGCAUGUGAAGCUAAGAACCACAGCUCUGAACCUAUAGAGGCUCUCAAGUUGAGGUUAGACUCUUGCAGGUGUGCAUAAGUGUGUUUCUUCUUCCAGGAAAGAUUGACUCAAACAUAGACUCAAAAGUUCAUAUUAUUUAAAUCCUGUAAAUCAGCAGUUUAUGGCAAAUGUCAAGCGAUGAGAAAAAAUGUCAAGCGAGCAUGCUGUGAAUCAAUGCAACAAUGUCUACAUGAACUUGAUAAGACGGAGCAGACCUCUUAAAGCAGCUGAAAGACUCCAGGAAACAUCUCCCGAGGGCCUCCUACCGCACAAUGACUUUAUCCCUAAUGUAAGCAGAACGUGCAAGAAGCGUUAUCUCUAAAGGAAGAUCCACCCUUUCCUGAUCUUCAGGCUGAACAAACAACAUGUUUCAGUAAGCCGAAAGGGGGAAUCACAGUGCAUAGAUUUUCCAGAAUAUAGGCUAUUUAAGUGAGGGGACCCCCAGGAGAGCCAGAGUUUGUGUGGGCUUGAUGUGAGACAGAAACCUGUAGGUGUGGAGCCUGAAAACUGAAAUCUGUGAUCAAAUUAGUAAUCCUUAAUAUAGUAUAGUAUAUAAAAAUGGAUUAACUGCCUCCUAUUUUGUCACCCUUGCUACAAAAUUCCAGGGAACUAUAUAAGACCUUGAUUAAAAUUAUAUAUAUUUAUCAAAAAAAAGAAAUUAAAAAAAAAAAAUGCAAGAACACGACUUUUGACGCAAGUAAUAAUGACCUGUGAUGUGUAGAGCCCACUCUGAGAGAGUGACAAGCCCGACAGCAGCUCUGCCGCCCACUCGCAGACAAGCUGGGUGAAUCUUAAUUGUGUAAUGUUCAUUGACGAGUCAGCAAUGCUGGUGAGACCGCGGAGGCGCACCGAGCCGAGCAGAGCGAUGCAAUGCUCCCAUCGAGGAGAACGCAGAUGGACAGCCUAGUUCAGCCGCUCGUCGCCCAGUACCUCGCCAUGGGAUGUCAGUCAAAAGAGAACCAAAACGAAAGUGUAGCGGACGAAAGGGGGAAAGACGACGCGAGAGUGACUCCAGGAUGCAUCUCCAGGUCUAGAGUUUCUCCUCCAGGCCGUCCUCACCGGUUCCACAAGCUCAGCCCGGCCCAGGCCGCCCCGGGUAAAUCGAUGAUGCCUCUGGGACACCUCACCAAGGGGGCCAGCUGGGAGGAGCUCAUCCAGGCCUGCCUGCAGUCCUUCGAUGCAGACGGUUGUGUACGCGGCAGCAGCCACCUGCUGAACAUCACCCUGACCAUGCACCGCCUCCUCAUCUCCUCCACCGAUCUUCUGGACAAACUCAUCACCCUGUUCAAAACAGCAAUGGACAAUGAUCAGCCAACACAGUGCCAGAGGAUAUGUUACCUCAUCAGGCACUGGAUCCAGGAGUUCUGGGUGAUGUUCCGGUCGGACCGCAGCCUGUCGGAGAGCCUGGAUGAGUUCCGGGAUCUGAUCCGAGAGCAGGGACAGGAGCAUCUUUGCUCUCUCCUAGAGACCAAAUUGAUAAAUGAACGAGACCGGUCGUGGAAGGCCAGCCAGAAGAUGAGACCUAACACCAGUAAAAAGAGGAAGGUUUCUCUCCUCUUUGAUCACCUGGAGCCCAUUGAGUUGGCCGAACAUCUCACCUUCCUGGAGUUUAAAUCCUUUUGCAAAAUAUCAUUUGCAGACUACCAGAAUUACAUUCGCAGCUGCUGCAUGAAGGACAUCCCAGCGAUGGAGCGUUCCAUCGCCCUGUGUAAUGGUAUCUCCCAGUGGGUUCAGCUGAUGGUGUUGAGCCGGCCGACCGCUCAGCUGAGAGCUGAGGUUUUCACGAAGUUUAUCCACGUGGCACAGAGUCUACACGGCAUGCACAACUACAACACACUAAUGGCGGUUGUGGGAGGGCUGUGUCACAGCUCGAUUUCCCGACUGAAAGACACCACUUCACAUGUACACGGCGAGGUCUCCAAGGUCCUGAACGAGAUGACAGACCUGCUGUCUUCCUGCAGAAACUACGACAACUAUAGGCAAGCUUACAACAGGUGCACGGGUUUUAAAAUCCCCAUCCUGGGCGUCCACCUCAAAGACCUGAUUUCAGUCAACGAGGCCAUGUCAGACUAUGUGGAGGACAACAAGGUGAAUGUCCAGAAGCUCCAGGCCCUCUACAGCCACAUCAACGACCUGAUCCAGCUCCAGCAGAUCCCGCCGAAGCUGGACGCGAACAAGGACCUGGUUCACCUGUUGACGCUGUCCUUGGACCUUUACUACACCGAGGAGGAGAUUUAUGAACUGUCUUAUGCACGGGAACCAAAGAACUGCAAAGCACCUCCAGCCACUCCCUCAAGACCCCCUGUGUUUGUGGACUGGGCAUCUGGAGUGGCUCCUAAACCCGACCCCCGAACCAUCAGCAAACAUGUGCAGAGAAUGGUGGACUCCGUGUUUAAGAACUACGAUCACGACGAGAACGGCUUCAUUUCUCAAGAGGACUUUGAGAAAAUUGCUGCUAGCUUUCCUUUCUCCUUCUGUGUCAUGGACAAAGAGAAGGAAGGCCUCGUGAGCAGGGAGGAGAUCACGGCUUAUUUCAUGCGAGCCAGCGUCAUCUGCUCCAAACUGGGCCUCGGAUUUGUUCACAACUUCCAGGAGACCACGUACAUGAAGCCCACCUUCUGCGACAAUUGCUCAGGAUUUCUGUGGGGCGUCAUCAAGCAAGGCUACAGAUGCAAGGACUGCGGGAUGAACUGCCACAAGCUGUGCAAGGACCAGGUGGCGUUCGAGUGCAAGAAGAACACCCGAGUGACCAACGCCGGCGACAGCCCGACGCCGAGCUCCACGCCGGUCACCAUGGGCACCUCAGAGGGUUCAGAGGACUGUCCGUUCCCUUACCCCCCCCCUGAUGACGGCAAAGACUGGAGCCCAGACUCCCCGGUCACCUCCCGCCUGAGGCCUCGGAAAGUCCACAGCUUCACCCAGACGGAGGGGCCCCAGCUCUCCCCGGCCACCGUCGAGGCGUUCCGCAUUAAGCCUUCUCUCUUGGUUCCGGCUCUACCCGCUCCCCUGUUUUGCUCCAGCCCGGCGCGCCAGAAAAGGCACUGUGCCACGUGGGAAAACCGAGCGUCUCUUAUGCAAAAGCCCAAAGAGCAAGGGGAUGAGAGCAAACCCUGCUACGAAUCUCUGGAAAUAGACAACCGGAGGCUCCAACAAGACAACGAGGCACUACGUAGGAGGCUCAAACAGGUAGAGAGGGAGGUGGAGAUACUAAAGACGCUGCUGAAGAGGCACGCUCUCCACCCCGUGGAGGAGGACUCCUCUUCUUAGGCUCAUAAACUCAAUGAACCUUCUCCAAGGAGACUGCUGCUGCCCUCUCAUGGCAGCGCGUGUACAUCUUAAUUUAUUGGUCAUGAAAAGUGCAAGUAUUUUAUCAGUAUAACAUGUGAAGUGGGACGAGUUGACGCAAGCUUUUUUUAAGCGCAGCUUCAGUACACAGUGUGGUAAAUACCGUAAACCGACAUAAUGUAAAAAAAUAAAUAAAUGAAACAUAUCAAAAUGACUGACAGUAUGAAAAAUAGCACAAAAGGCUAUAGUGUUAUGUAGAAGUGAGCAGGACCGGCCCCUUAUCUGUCCUGACUAUUAACACGAGCAUUCCCCAUCCUGACAAAGUAAUUGCUGGUAAAAAAUAAGGCGUCGGCGAAUGAGAGCAUCAGUAUUUAAGAGUGGAAUGUGUUUGAUCAAUUUGUGAUCAGUUAACGAGCUAAGCUAUUUAUGUUAAACAUAAAAAGGAAAUCAGAGGCUGCGGCCGGAUGUACGCAGCGGCAAAGCAGUUUUCAAAACAAAAAGACGUUAUGACAGGUGAGUUAUCCAUAUCAUUAUUAUUAUUAUCACUUUUAAUGUCCAGAGCCCGCUGACUGCAGCAACCGAAUGAUCACUGGGGAGCUCCAACAUGCAUAAACUGCUGUGGCUUUGUAUCACUGUCUCUUCUCAUUUCAAGUGCUCCUCUUAAUAUUUAUUGUCCGAAACACUACACAGUUCACUUGACGAAUGAGAUAACUAAACAUUUUUGUACAUUAUGGUGGUACUCUUAUUGAAAUAUUUAUGCUUUCCUUUUUGUGUGUUGGCUUCAUAUUGAUACUUUUUUAUUAUUAAUAUCAUUAUUAUUAUAAUUAUUACUUUUUAUUGUGCAGCCAUUAUUAUUGUCCCUUGUGUGGCGCUGUUGUACUGUGAAGUCAAGACACAUGUGUUUGUAAUGCAUGUUAUGCACUGUAAAUAUAAAAUAUUCAAGGUGCCAGUCUGAGUGAUGUCAAGGUUCCUCUUCUCUCCCAGUAUUGUUCUCUGGUAGUUCUAAUAAAUGAUUUACAUUCAA
Molecule: messenger RNA, 4537 nt
Organism: Mugil cephalus (flathead mullet)
Lineage: Eukaryota; Metazoa; Chordata; Actinopteri; Mugiliformes; Mugilidae
Product: RAS guanyl-releasing protein 1-like
Exons: 17
Coding region: 1099-3495 (798 amino acids)
Biological process (GO): positive regulation of GTPase activity; Ras protein signal transduction
Cellular component (GO): plasma membrane
Molecular function (GO): guanyl-nucleotide exchange factor activity; calcium ion binding
Source: RefSeq, a predicted model, not a curated record